Messenger RNA from Bursaphelenchus xylophilus (pine wood nematode), 2071 nucleotides. Lineage: Eukaryota; Metazoa; Nematoda; Chromadorea; Rhabditida; Aphelenchoididae. The record is from the annotation of a GenBank genome assembly.
AUGUGCGAGAUCCAGAUUGACAACGCAGCACUGGAGAAUUCAGAAGAGAAUGAUGGGGCUGAGAAGUUCGGGGACAUCCAGGAUGAAGUCGAGGAACUCUCGUUUCGUCUCAAAAUAGUCAAUUUUCCAAAAUUCUUGAAGUAUCCCCAAGUGAAGCAGUUUCUGGAAAGGUAAUUACGUCGAUAACUUUACUGCAUUUUCUGAAUUUUAGUAAUUUGAAAGGGAUGUCAUGGAGAAAGUUGAAGGCGGUACCCGGGGUGGCCUAUUUCAGCAUGACGAGCGAUGAGGAUACGGUAAAGGCCGUAGAAGCCAUUAAUAAAAUGCCUUACAAAGGCAAAGUAUUGGAGAUCAAGAGAGUUGCCAAUGAAAAAGAGCGUGUAUCUAGAGUAGGUGUUUCAGGUUUUAUUCUAUUGAUUUAGAAAAGUAACCCAGAGGAGAAAAAGUUGAAGACGGCUGCAGAGAUUACAACUCCGUAUAGUCACCUUGACUAUGACAAGCAAUUGGAAAUGAAGUUGGAGGAAUGUAAAAAAACCGCAGUUUCUUUUAUAAGACAACUUAAAGAUGCUCAUGCGAGUGGAGCCAAAUAUUUGAAAACCGAUAGUCUGGUCAGACCGGUAGGUAAAUAAAAUUCUAGUUAUGUUUCUUAUUUUCUUAAUUCUUUGUCUAAAAAGGUGUUUCAGAUUAUCCGAUCCCCUGUCUUGACAAACUACAGAAACAAAUGCGAGUUUACAAUUGGAAAAGAUUGUAAUGGAGAAGUUUGUGUGGGUUUUGUAUCUGGUCGGAUGGCAGAAAGGGAGAUUGUUGUAGUUCCCCCAUUCGACUCGGUUAUUCUCACCGAAAACACUUAUGCCAUUGUCCGGAAGUUCACGGAAUAUGUACGGAAAUCAGGUAAAUUAGUACAGAAAGUAGCCAGUAGAUUUGUUGAUCGCUUUUAUAGUAAAUAGUAUUGCAGAUCUGGAAGUGUUCGACGAAUUCCAGCGCCAAGGGUUCUGGAAAAUGCUGACAGUUCGGGACUUUGUUGGAGAUUGCAUGCUCAUUUUUACUACUCAUUCCGUUGAUCCCGAGAAUCUGAAGAAGGUCCAAGCUGAUAUAAUAGACCUUUUUAUUAACUUUGGUGAUGUUACCGACUCCUUGUCGACUCGGGUAACGUCGAUUUACUGGCAGAUACUGGAGAAUGCGAGUGAUCCGAUCAUCUACACUCAUCUUGCUGGUAUGUUGUUACUAAAUUUAUUUUAAUUUAUUCUUUAGGAGUUCCUUAUCUUUACGAAACGGUCUUGGGAGUUAGAUUCCGAGUUUCUCCUGCAACAUUCUUCCAAACAAACUCUCGGGGAGCCGAGGUUUUAUAUGAAACGAUUGGAAGUGCCCUGGGGUUACCUAAAGCGGAAGAAGAUAAAGCUCAACCAUUGGUAAUCAAGUACGAUGAAGCAAAAGAUUCUGAGGUCCCAGAAGCUAAGAAACACAAAGGCGAAAAAACAGUCGAAGAAGAGGAGAGUGGGAUAUCACCGAACAAGCCAAUAAUUGUGCUGGACAUUUGUUGUGGGGCCGGGACCAUUGGGCAAUGUUUGUUGCGAAGAAUGGAGAGAGGGUUUAUUGAACAGAGUCACAAAUUCCUCUGCGUUGGAGUUGAGUUGAUCAACCAGGCAGUAAAGGAUGCCCGGGUUAAUGCUCUCGAUAAUGGAUUCGGCGAUCACAAGUAAGCCUCGUUUCUGUUUAAAAACUCCGUUUCAGUUGUCGUUAUUUGAGUGGGCAGGCCGAAGUAAUUUUCCCAGCUCUGCAAAAUCACCUCCCACAAGACAUAAAGUUGGAAGAGAGUGAAGUAGUUGGAGUGUUGGAUCCACCCAGAGCAGGGAUUACCAGUAAAGUAAUAAUCAGCUGCAGAAAAUUGGAAUCCCUCAACAAACUUGUCUAUGUCAGCUGCGACCCAAAGGCAGCCUUAAAGAACGUCGUCGAUCUUUGCCGCCCGACAUCUAAGAAAUACGAAGGUGACCCAUUCAAGGUGCAGUUCAUACAACCCGUGGACAUGUUCCCCCAAACCUCCCAUUUCGAGUGGAUAAUACUUUUGACUCGAUAA